Knipowitschia caucasica is the source of this 498-nucleotide messenger RNA. The record is from the annotation of a GenBank genome assembly. Lineage: Eukaryota; Metazoa; Chordata; Actinopteri; Gobiiformes; Gobiidae.
AUGGGAAACCCUCGCGUUUAUUUCGACAUUACAAUCGAUGGUUCCAACACGGGCAGGAUUAUCAUGGAGCUGCGAGCGGAUGUAGUUCCUAAGACUGCAGAAAAUUUCCGUGCGCUUUGCACUGGUGAAAAAGGAUUUGGCUUUAAGGGUUCCUCCUUCCAUCGCAUCAUUCCCAAAUUUAUGUGCCAGGGGGGAGACUUCACCAAUCACAAUGGUACUGGAGGAAAGUCCAUUUAUGGAGAGAAGUUUGCUGAUGAGAACUUCCAGCUGAAGCACACAGGUUUGGGCUGCCUGUCCAUGGCCAAUGCAGGGCCCAACACUAACGGAUCCCAAUUCUUUAUCUGCACUGCCUCCACUGACUGGCUGAAUGGGAAGCAUGUGGUUUUUGGCAGUGUUGUAGAGGGCAUCGAUGUUGUCAAAGCAAUGGAGAAGCAUGGGACAAAAAGUGGAACUCCCAAAGCUAAAGUUGUCAUUUCUGACUCUGGUGAACUUAAAUAG